Messenger RNA from Halichondria panicea, 912 nucleotides. Its product is annotated as cilia- and flagella-associated protein 144-like. The record is from RefSeq and is a predicted model, not a curated record. The transcript has 4 exons. NCBI's taxonomy places the organism in Eukaryota, Metazoa, Porifera, Demospongiae, Suberitida, Halichondriidae. Gene Ontology annotation, cellular component: ciliary base. Bases 384 to 791 code for a protein of 135 amino acids.
AUUCGUUUUGUCAUUGAAUGUGCAUGAGAGUUUGCUUGUUGUUUUCAUGCAAGAUUAACACAAUGUUGUAAAAAAUACAAUUGGCGUAUGUCAGCUAAAAUAAUGAUCUCUUCGACCCCAUGCUGUCAAGCUAAGAUCUCACAGUAUGCUACAAUGUACUUUGCUGGAGCUAGCUAGCUGCAGUGAGAAGAUGAAUGAUACAAUGUAGCUAACACUGUAAUUAGUAAUGGUCGUGUUAUUUUAGUGAAAAAUCGGUCUUGUGCCACCUCGUUGCAGGGCGGCUAUUACAAAACUAUUCUAAUUUUACCUGCUAGGUAGUCAUAACAACAUAAAAUUGAAAAGUUAAAAGUCACAGUAAAAGUUCUUACAUAUCCUCGACCUCAAUGGCGACUAAACAGGAGAAAGAGCAAGUAAAUGUAGUACACCAGAAUGCUAUCUUCAGGGAGACCAUUCACAAGGAGCAACGAGAACAAAAACUUUACACCAGUUACGGAGUAAAUCCAUACAAAAAGGAUUACGUGCUCGCUGGAAAGCCAAAUUCUCAAUAUGAUUCUGCUGAAGGCACAGAAGAUCAGCAAUACCUUCAAGUGUACAGACGUGCACAGGAUAUCCCCCAGAGGAAAUUUGACUUUCCUCAAACGGAGGCACAGGAAAUUGGAUGGGACACAAAACCACUGAUUAACCCCUUAAGAAACGACACUCGUCUAAAUAAUCCUCGUAGGAACUCGGAGAUCACCAAAUACAUGGAUACAGCAUGGAGACAAAAAGAACAAGAAAAUUUACAGCAAUGAACAGUUAGCGCAUUAUUUACAGUACACAUAAUUGUUUGCUUUGUGUAAUUAAUCAUUAAACCUAAAUGUUCGAUGACACCACUGUUUGCCUGUGUGAAGAUAAUUAUUAUGGAUAUUUUCA